ACCAGUCUGGGGUCCAUGACUCCCGGUCGCCAAAAAGUUUAGGUGGAUGGAAGAGAGGCGAGGGGCAAAUGACGAUGCUUUCAUGAUGAUUUAUUCCCACGCUUGCGACGUCCACAUCCUCGCUGGAAGACGCGAGAAGGGACGGGAUGGCCUCCCAGUACGUGUUCCCUGCCGCAGUGGCAGCUAGAAUAUUUCUCUGCUUCACCUCUCUGCCUGAAUAUCUCAAGUACGACCAACAGCUAUCGACACCUCUGACAUCUCACCUUCGACUCCAGGAGGGCAUCUUCUUGUACAAGCAUGACAUAGAUCCAUAUGCAGGAGGGACUCUCAGACACUCUCCCCUCUUCUUGUCCUUGUUCACCACCCUCCUGCCAACGUCGCGUCUACCAUGCUCGGUGCUAUGGACGCUUUGCGACUUUGCAGCUGCAUAUUCACUGGUGCGAAUAUGGCGAGCGCGGCAACGCGUGUCAUCCAGCUCUCGCGAUAGCUUGAUCGCUAGUCUAUACCUGUUGAACCCUUACCUUGCUCUUCCAUCUCUCGCGCUCUCCACAGCAACUUUUGACAAUCUCUCGGUGUUGCUCGCGCUCAUGUUUGCUAGCGAAGGCCGGACUUCGCUCGCGCUCCUCGUAACCGCCACUGCCACCCAGCUUUCAAUCCCAUCCGCCCUCAUCGUCUUGCCUGUAAUGCUGCUACUCUUGACGGACCCAGUAUCCCACCUCGCUGUGCCGCGCAUAUUCCCCGUCAAACUCUCUCGGGCGAUCCCCCUCGCCACCGAAUACCUGGCGUACUCUGUCGCACUCAUGCUCGCGUGCACCACCCUCGUCGGGAGCUGGCGCUGGAUACCCGAGACGUGGGGCGCUAGUAUUAUGCUGCCCGACCUCACGCCGAACCCGGGACUGUGGUGGUACUUCUUCACGGAGAUGUUCGAUCACUUCAGGUCGUUCUUCCUGAUGGUGUUUUCGAUACACCUCGUGAUAUACAUAAUGCCUGUAUGCAUCAAAUUCCAGCACGAUCCUCUCUACGCAGCCUUCAUCCUCCUCGGCGUUCUGGGGACAUUCAAAGCAUACCUAAGCCUUGCAGACCCCGGCCUCUUCCUCAGCAUGUUUGCCAUCUUCCCUGAGGUCCACCCAUACCUCCGCCACCCAAUCGUGACCGCGCUCCUGCACCUGCACGCGGCGCCGCUCCUCCCGCUAUUCCACCAUCUUUGGCUAUCGGAGGGCACCGGGAACGCGAACUUUUACUACGCGAGCACACUUGUUCUGGGUCUGGCGAACGGCGCGGGGCUCCUGGAUGCCGUGUGGGCGGGCUUGCGCACCGCGAUCGGGGAUGUUGAGCCGAAGUACGAGGUCGUGCAGGAGUAG
Coniophora puteana RWD-64-598 SS2 is the source of this 1361-nucleotide messenger RNA. Its product is annotated as PIG-U-domain-containing protein. NCBI's taxonomy places the organism in Eukaryota, Fungi, Basidiomycota, Agaricomycetes, Boletales, Coniophoraceae. Gene Ontology annotation, biological process: protein localization to cell surface; attachment of GPI anchor to protein. Gene Ontology annotation, cellular component: GPI-anchor transamidase complex; membrane. The coding region runs from base 147 to 1361 and encodes 404 amino acids. The record is from RefSeq and is a predicted model, not a curated record. The transcript is spliced from 8 exons.